Messenger RNA from Drosophila eugracilis, 4149 nucleotides. RefSeq names its product transient receptor potential protein (gene trp). Lineage: Eukaryota; Metazoa; Arthropoda; Insecta; Diptera; Drosophilidae. Gene Ontology annotation, molecular function: protein binding; store-operated calcium channel activity; inositol 1,4,5 trisphosphate binding. The transcript is spliced from 14 exons. The record is from RefSeq and is a predicted model, not a curated record. The coding region runs from base 180 to 4064 and encodes 1294 amino acids. Gene Ontology annotation, cellular component: membrane; cation channel complex. Gene Ontology annotation, biological process: regulation of cytosolic calcium ion concentration; calcium ion transmembrane transport; manganese ion transport.
UCGCGGCUAAUUGGAGACUUAACAUCGUCACGAUGGAACACUAAAGGAUACAGUGCGCGAAAGGAUUACGGCCAGUCUCCUCAACGAGGAGCAGGGAUAUACACACAUAGUCUGUGAAAUGUGAAGUGAGCAAGUGAUCCUGUGUUCCGCGUUUGCAUAGUGACAGAGAAACGAGAGAUAUGGGUAGCAAUACGGAAUCCGAUGCCGAGAAGGCAUUGGGCUCUCGCCUGGAUUACGAUCUAAUGAUGGCCGAGGAGUACAUAUUGAGUGAUGUGGAGAAGAAUUUCAUAUUGUCCUGCGAGCGGGGUGAUAUUCCGGGUGUCAAGAAGAUUCUCGAGGAAUACCAGGGAACCGACAAGUUCAACAUAAACUGCACGGAUCCCAUGAACCGCUCCGCCUUGAUUUCGGCCAUCGAGAACGAGAACUUCGACCUGAUGGUGAUCCUGCUGGAGCAUAACAUUGAGGUGGGUGACGCCCUGCUGCACGCCAUUUCCGAGGAGUAUGUGGAGGCCGUGGAGGAGCUGCUGCAGUGGGAGGAGACCAACCACAAGGAGGGCCAGCCCUAUAGCUGGGAGGCGGUGGACCGCUCGAAGUCCACCUUCACCGUGGACAUCACGCCCCUUAUCCUGGCCGCCCACCGCAAUAACUACGAGAUACUAAAAAUCCUUCUGGAUCGCGGGGCCACGCUGCCCAUGCCGCACGACGUCAAGUGCGGCUGCGAUGAGUGUGUAACCUCCCAGACCACGGACUCCCUGCGCCACUCGCAGUCGAGGAUCAACGCGUAUCGGGCUCUUUCGGCCAGCUCGCUGAUAGCGCUCAGCUCCCGGGACCCUGUACUGACCGCCUUCCAACUGUCCUGGGAACUCAAGCGACUGCAGGCGAUGGAAUCGGAGUUUCGUGCCGAAUACACGGAGAUGCGUCAGAUGGUGCAGGACUUCGGGACCUCUCUUCUGGACCACGCACGCACAUCCAUGGAGCUCGAGGUGAUGCUCAACUUCAACCACGAGCCGUCCCACGAUAUCUGGUGCCUUGGCCAGAGGCAAACCCUGGAGCGAUUGAAGCUAGCCAUUCGAUAUAAGCAAAAGACGUUUGUGGCUCACCCGAAUGUCCAACAGUUGUUGGCCGCCAUUUGGUACGACGGACUGCCGGGCUUCCGGCGAAAGCAGGCCUCCCAGCAGUUGAUGGAUGUGGUGAAGCUUGGCUGCAGCUUUCCCCUCUACAGCUUGAAGUACAUCCUGGCCCCGGACUCCGAUGGGGCCAAGUUCAUGCGCAAGCCCUUCGUCAAGUUCAUCACGCACUCCUGUUCCUACAUGUUCUUCCUGAUGCUUCUGGGUGCCGCCUCCUUGAGGGUGGUGCAAAUCACCUUUGAACUGCUCGCUUUCCCCUGGAUGCUGACCAUGCUGGAAGAUUGGCGCAAACACGAAAGAGGCUCCCUACCGGGUCCCAUCGAACUGGCAAUUAUUACCUACAUAAUGGCUCUGAUAUUUGAGGAACUUAAGAGUUUAUAUUCGGAUGGUUUGUUUGAGUAUAUCAUGGAUCUGUGGAACAUAGUCGACUAUAUAUCGAACAUGUUCUAUGUGACGUGGAUUCUCUGUAGAGCCACCGCUUGGGUAAUAGUCCAUCGUGAUCUCUGGUUCCGAGGCAUAGAUCCAUACUUCCCCCGUGAGCACUGGCAUCCGUUCGAUCCCAUGCUUUUAUCGGAAGGCGCCUUUGCCGCCGGAAUGGUGUUCUCGUAUCUGAAACUCGUCCACAUCUUCUCUAUCAAUCCCCAUUUGGGUCCGUUGCAAGUUUCCCUGGGACGCAUGAUAAUCGACAUCAUAAAGUUCUUCUUCAUCUACACUUUGGUGCUGUUCGCCUUCGGUUGUGGGCUCAAUCAGCUCCUCUGGUACUAUGCUGAGCUGGAGAAGAACAAGUGCUAUCACCUGCAUCCGGACGUGGCGGACUUCGAUGACCAGGAGAAGGCUUGUACAAUCUGGCGAAGAUUUUCCAACUUAUUUGAAACAUCGCAGUCCCUUUUCUGGGCCUCCUUUGGCCUGGUGGACCUGGUCUCAUUCGAUUUGGCAGGAAUCAAAAGCUUCACCCGUUUCUGGGCCCUCCUGAUGUUCGGCUCUUAUUCGGUUAUCAACAUUAUUGUGCUCCUCAACAUGCUGAUUGCCAUGAUGUCCAACUCCUAUCAAAUCAUCUCGGAGCGAGCCGAUACCGAGUGGAAGUUUGCCCGUUCGCAACUGUGGAUGAGCUACUUCGAGGAUGGCGGCACCAUUCCACCGCCAUUCAACCUCUGCCCCAACAUGAAGAUGUUGAGGAAGACUCUGGGUAGAAAGCGACCAUCACGAACCAAGAGCUUCAUGCGCAAGUCCAUGGAACGGGCACAGACCCUGCAUGACAAAGUGAUGAAGCUGCUGGUCAGGCGGUACAUAACGGCGGAGCAGAGGCGGCGGGACGAUUACGGCAUUACCGAGGAUGAUAUCAUUGAGGUGCGCCAGGACAUCAGCUCCUUGCGAUUCGAGCUACUGGAGAUUUUCACGAACAAUAGUUGGGAAGUUCCGGACAUUGAGAAGAAGUCCCAGGGAGUUGCCCGAACCACCAAGGGUAAGGUUAUGGAACGUCGCAUCCUCAAGGACUUCCAGAUUGGCUUUGUGGAGAAUCUGAAGCAGGAAAUGAGCGAGAGUGAGAGCGGUCGGGAUAUCUUCUCAUCGCUGGCCAAGGUCAUUGGCAGAAAGAAGACCCAGAAGGGAGACAAGGAUUGGAAUGCCAUUGCGAGAAAGAAUACCUUCGCAUCCGAUCCCAUUGGCUCGAAGCGUUCAUCCAUGCAACGGCAUAGCCAACGCAGUUUGAGGAGGAAGAUCAUCGAGCAGGCCAACGAGGGUCUGCAGAUGAACCAGAACCAGUUGAUUGAAUUCAAUCCCAACUUGGGUGAUGUGACCCGGGCGACGAGAGUGGCCUACGUGAAGUUCAUGCGAAAGAAGAUGGCUGCCGACGAGGUUUCCAUUGGCGACGAGGAAGGUGCUCCGAACGGCGAUGCGGAGAAGAAGCCCAUAGAUGCCUCUGGGUCCAAAAAAUCGACUACCAGCGGCGGAGGAGGAGGAGCUUCAAUGUUGGCUGCAGCUGCUCUGCGAGCUUCCGUCAAGAAUGUGGAUGAAAAGUCCGGAGAGAAUGAGAAGGAUAAGAAAACCGAUGGUAAGCCCAGUACAGUCAGCAAGCCAGCAGAUGACAAGAAGCCCAGUGAGGGGAAGAAGCCAGGUGAUGACAAAGAUAAGCAGCAGCCUUCCAAGGACUCUAAGCCGCCACCAGCGGGUCAAAAGCCCGGUGACCAGAAACCGCCUCCAGGAGCAGGAGCUCCUAAGCCCCAAGCAGCUACAAAUGGAAGCAAGCCUAGUGACCAACAAAAGAAGGAUGCUCCGGCUCCUCCAACCAAGCCAGCCGACACUAAGCCAACAGCUCCCAAGUCCGGAGAACCUGCCAAGCCCGAUGCAGCUGCUAAAAAGGAGGAGUCUUCAAAGACCGAGAGCAGCAAACCUGGAGCCACAAAUGGAGCAGCCAAAAGUGCAGCUCCCUCGGCUCCAUCGGACGCGAAGCCGGAUGGCAAGUUAAAGGCUGGCGGAGAUGGAGCUCCGGAGGGAACGAAAGCCACCAACGGAGCCUCAAAGCCAGAUGACAAGAAGAGUGGUCAGGAGCAGCAGAAAAAGCCAGGUGAUUCCAAGUCAGGAGACGAUGCCAAGGACAAGGAUAAGAAGCCAGGCGAUGACAAGGAUAAGAAACCGGGCGAUGAUAAAGACAAGAAACCUGGCGAUGACAAAGAUAAGAAACCAGCCGACAAUAAGGAUAAGAAGCCUGGUGACGGCAAAGACAAGAAGCCGGGAGACGAUAAGGAUAAAAAACCAGGCGACGACAAGGACAAGAAACCAGCCGACGACAAGGACAAGAAGCCUGCCGAUGACAAAGACAAGAAGCCAGGAGCAGCUCCUCUGAAACCGGCGAUCAAGGUGGGUCAAAGCAGUGCGGCAGCUGGCGGAGAACGGGGCAAAUCCACGGUCACAGGACGCAUGAUCUCCGGCUGGCUGUAAGUCAUCCCCGGAAUGCCGUUUUAUAGUAGUUAUAUAUAUUUAAGGUCCAUGUUUGUGUGAGCAAUAAACGAAUCUCAAAUACAAA